GACAGACAGACAGAGAGCACACAAGAGCUCCGAGUUGUAAAUUCUUCCUGAGCUGUGAGGGGCAUUCACUGAGAUAGCCCUCCCACCAUGACCACGGCAGGUGCAGUGGGCUGGCACUUGGCUGUGAAACUGGAGAGAGCUGGUUUGAGUUUGCACUUUAGCUCCUGGUAGGCAGGGAGCCUGGGCUGUGCUCACAUCUCCUCGGCGCAAAGAGCUGCCUGCCGCCCACCCACAGGAGGAUGUCUCAGUGGCUCUGGAUCCUUGGAAAGGUCCUGCUCCUGGCGAGGGUGGCAGCCUCAGUGAACUUCUUCCAUCACCGCUAUGAGGAGCUGGUGCAAGCCCUGUAUGACGUGAAGGGUGCCUGCCCAUACAUUACCAGGCUGUACAGCAUUGGGCGCAGUGUCCAGGGCCGCCACCUCUAUGUGCUGGAGUUCAGCGACUAUCCCGGCAUCCAUGAGCCCAUGGAGCCAGAGUUCAAGUAUGUGGCAAACAUGCACGGGAAUGAAGUGCUGGGCCGGGAACUGCUGCUCCAGCUCGCAGAGUUCCUGUGUGAACAGUAUCGGCAUGGCAACCAGCGCGUCACGCAGCUCAUCCAUGAGACGCGCAUUCACCUCUUGCCCACCAUGAACCCAGAUGGAUAUGAGGUGGCAGCUGCCCAGAGCCAAAGUCCCUUAGGAUACCUCGUUGGGAGAAACAAUGCCAAUGGAGUCGACCUUAACCGAAACUUUCCUGACCUCAAUACUGUCAUGUACUACAAUGAGAAACAGGGUGGACCCAACCACCAUAUACCCUUGCCAGACAACUGGAGGAGUCAGGUGGAACCAGAGACAUUUGCUGUGAUUCAGUGGAUGAAAAGCUACAAUUUCAUUCUCUCGGCCAAUCUCCAUGGUGGUGCCGUCGUUGCCAACUACCCAUAUGAUAAAUCCCAAGAGCAGAGAAGCCGGAGCGUCUGGCAAGCACAGAACAGCCCCACUCCUGAUGACAGCAUCUUCCAGAAGCUGGCCAAAAGCUAUUCAUAUGCCCAUGGAACGAUGCACCAAGGCACAAAUUGUGGAGAUAUCUUUCCUGAUGGCAUCACCAAUGGAGCCUCCUGGUAUUCGCUCAGCAAGGGGAUGCAAGAUUUCAAUUAUCUGCACACCAAUUGCUUUGAGAUUACCCUUGAACUGAGUUGCGAAAAAUUUCCACCAGAGAGCAGUCUGGUGUUUGAGUGGCGGAAAAAUGCUGAAGCACUUAUCACCUACAUAGAGGAGGUUCACCAGGGCAUCAAAGGUCUGGUGUCCGAUGACAACAACAACAGGCUCGCAGGUGCUGUCAUCUCAGUCAAAGGAAUUGCCCAUGAUGUCACUUCAGGAGAACAUGGUGACUAUUUCCGGCUGCUGCUGCCUGGUACUUACACAGUCACUGCAUCAGCGGAUGGAUACCAGCCACAGACGGUGACGGUGACGGUGGGCCCAGCUGCACCCACGGUGGUGCAUUUCCAACUCAGACAGAGCACUGUGGACAGCCCUCGUGUACAAAAGGCUUCUGACAGGGUCCCCAACAGUAAAGCCCUGCAUAAGAAGGUUGUGCCACGAGCUGCCCAAUGGGAGACGCCGCGGUGAAGGCAGACCUCGGCUGGGUGAAAACUGGUGGAGAUAUCAAACAUGAGAUGUAAACAAGGCUGACAGAUGAACUUUCCAAGAUCCAUCUCUUGUGAUACCCAUAAACAUGAAAUGAGCCUAAA
Podarcis raffonei (Aeolian wall lizard) is the source of this 1723-nucleotide messenger RNA. RefSeq names its product carboxypeptidase N subunit 1 (gene CPN1). Gene Ontology annotation, biological process: proteolysis. The transcript has 9 exons. NCBI's taxonomy places the organism in Eukaryota, Metazoa, Chordata, Lepidosauria, Squamata, Lacertidae. Gene Ontology annotation, molecular function: zinc ion binding; metallocarboxypeptidase activity. The record is from RefSeq and is a predicted model, not a curated record. Bases 240 to 1601 code for a protein of 453 amino acids.